Osmerus eperlanus (European smelt) is the source of this 4015-nucleotide messenger RNA. Its product is annotated as ubiquitin-conjugating enzyme E2 Q2-like. NCBI's taxonomy places the organism in Eukaryota, Metazoa, Chordata, Actinopteri, Osmeriformes, Osmeridae. The coding region runs from base 58 to 1200 and encodes 380 amino acids. The record is from RefSeq and is a predicted model, not a curated record. The transcript has 13 exons.
UCGCAUUCUGCCUCUACUUCCCCCCUCCCCCGCGGCCUGGCUUGAGAUGAGUGGAAGAUGUCGGUUUCGGGGCUGAAGGCCGAAUUGAAGUUUUUGGAGUCAAUUUUUGACCCAAAUCACGAACGAUUCAGAAUCAUUGACUGGAAGCCUGAUGAGCUUAGUUGUCAGUUCAAUGUAACAGGGGAAAAGCUGCUGAUAAUACACUGCAACAUCACGGAGUCUUAUCCCUCAACAUCCCCGAUAUGGUUCGUUGACUCUGAUGAUCCAAGUCUUGCAGAAGUGUUGGAGCGCUUGGAGGAUGUAAGGAAAGGCAGCUCUUUGCUCCUUCAGCAGCUUAAGCGACUCAUAUGUGACCUCUGUCGCCUCUACAACCUGCCUCAACAUCCUGAUGUAGAGAUGCUUGAUCAGCCCCUACCAGCCGGGCCCAUCAACCCAGAGCGCAAGCACGGGCCGGCAGAUGAGGUGACAUCUGAAGAGGAGGAGGAAGAAGAGAUGGGAGAGCAGGACAUCGAGGAUCUCGACCAUUAUGAGAUGAAAGAGGAGGAGCCUGUAGAUGGGAAGAAGUCAGAGGAUGAUGGAAUAGAGAAGGAAAACCUGGCCAUCUUGGAGAAGAUUCGUAAAAACCAGAGGCAGGACCACUUGAACGUAAGUGCUCAUUCGGGUGCUGUCUCUGGUUCAGUCCAAGCAUCUGAUCGUCUUAUGAAGGAACUCCGGGAGAUCUACAGAUCACAGAGUUAUAAGACAGGUAUUUAUUCAGUGGAACUAGUCAGUGACAGCCUAUAUGAGUGGCAUGUCAAAAUAAGGACGGUAGACCCAGACAGUCCCCUGCAUAGUGACUUGCUGGUCUUAAAAGAGAAGGAAGGCGUGGACUACAUUCUACUAAAUUUCGCAUAUAAAGAUAAUUUUCCUUUUGAUCCACCUUUUGUACGAGUAGUUUCACCUGUGCUCUCUGGAGGUUAUGUCCUUGGUGGAGGAGCCCUGUGUAUGGAACUGCUCACAAAACAGGGAUGGAGCAGUGCCUAUUCCAUAGAGUCUGUUAUCAUGCAGAUUAAUGCUACCCUAGUCAAAGGAAAAGCCAGAGUGCAGUUUGGAGCCAAUAAGAAUCAGUACAAUCUUGCAAGAGCACAACAGUCAUACAAAUCCCUUGUGCAGAUUCAUGAAAAGAAUGGCUGGUACACACCUCCUAAAGAGGAUGGAUAAGAAGCCAGUGGGAACAUGUCUUUGGGUCAAACGUUUUUCUUUUUUUUUUUUGUGAACUUUUUUUUUUCUCUUUCUUUUGACUAACUGGGAGUAUAUCAUCGUACUCAUGGAAACCUUCUGACAAAUCCUUCCAUCUUGUUGACUCGGUAGACUCAUUUGGCUGUACCACUGUGGGAAAGAGACUCCUCCCUCGCUUUGCUUUCCCCCUCGAAUUCAUCAAGGUGAAGGAGCUGAACAUCAGUGGUCAUACAUCUUUAAAUAUGCUCAUUUUUUCUCAAAAGCUUUCCCCCCUUAAAUUGCGAAGAAACCGCAUGUCUGCGUGAAAAAGUGGGCUCAACCAUCCGCAAAGUGAGUAGCUAUCUGACACCAGAUGGGGCAAAGUCAAAGAGAAACUGGUUUGUAUCCUCAUCCUCAUUUUAGUUCAAGCUGCCAGCUCUUACAGUCAAGGCAAUGGAUUUUAACAAAAGCUUUUGUGAAAUCAUUUAAAUUGGAAGAUGGAUACUGAAGAUGUUUAAGUGAUGUGCCACUGCUAUAAAUUCUAUUGAUGGCUUAUUUUGUGUAAAAUGUACUGGUACAAAUUGCAGACAUUGUAAAACAUAUUGUACUCUGAAAAUGAUACUUGCUGGAUUUAUGAUCCUUGUAUAAGAAUGUUACUGAAAGGUGAGAGCGCAGGGGUGGUCUUGGAAAUUUGAUUGGAUAGCACAGUCCCUAUAUUCUAGCACUGUCUUGUAGCACGAGGCCAUUAACCCAAUUACCACAAGACAAAUGUUUGUGAAAGUAAAGCUUAAUCCUUGCAAUGCAUUAUUUUGAGACUGAGCUGCACACAGCAUUUGUGAAUGGAUUCACCUGUCUAAAAUGUAACUUUUGGCAGUAGUGAUGCGCUGAUCCAGAAUGUAGUUAUUCUAUGCCAGGGUUUUCCAAUCCUGGUCCUCGAGGGCCGCUGUCCUGCAUGUUUUAGAUGUUUCCCUACUCCAGCACACCUGAUUCAAAUGAAUGGGUCGUUACCCGGCUUCCACAGAGCUUUAUAACGAUCCAUUCAUUUGAAACAGGUGUGCUGGAGUAGGGAAACAUCUAAAAUAUGCAGGACAGCGGCCCUCGAGGACCAGGAUUGGAGAACCCUGGUCUAUGCCAUAAGAGCAAAACAUGGGUCUGUAAAAUAAUUUUGAGAGUAUUUUGACCUCCCCUGUUAUUGUUUGAUCUCCUAGAUAACUUGUAUAAUGGUUAAUGUAUUGCCUUUUCUCCAUGAACAUGCAGGUUUGGUUGUACAAUUAAACAGCUAAGCCAUGGUUCACUGGUUAGCUAGUUGUAACACAAAGGAGCCUUACAGUACAGUUAUUUGUGGUAUUGGUGGAUCUGUACAGUUUAUUCUACAUUCUUGCAGCAGAAUUGUUACACAUUCUCAGUCUUAAAGGUAAUUAUGGUAGCCCCCCCCCCUUAACACACUUGCAACUUUAUUCUGUCAAGGAUUUCAAAGCACCCGUUUAGCCUGUGUGGCCGAUGAGUAAAAUAGUGUAAUUGAGUAUUAAGAAUGAACAGAGCAGGGCUUUUUCCCUUUCCCAAGGAUAUGUUAUGAUGACUCGUUUGGUGUGUAUUAUAUUGGAAAUGAUCACUGUACUUGCUCUUAACAGACAUUUAGGAUGCCCUUACUAUUCAGUUAUUUUCUUGACAUAAAAUAUACACAACUUCAGUGCUAUAUAGUUUUCAUGGUAAUAGAAAAUAGACUGUUGUUCUAUGAGGUCUUUGUGCAGUUGUUGUUGUUUUUUUUUUUACCACUUUCUGAAGAUGUGGUGUUUAACUAGCAAAACUCAGGUUAACAAACUGUAUGCUUUGCAAGGGAUUGACUCAUGAACACUGCAUUUCGGUUUAUUACCUUGUAAUACUUUGCGUUUCUCCUUUCCUAUUUACUCAAUUUUCAACGACGACCUUCUUUGUUAAGAGCUUCAUAAUGUGGCUUUGUCCCUGUUGAUUUUAUGUCAUGCGUGGUCAGAAAAGAGUGAGUUUUGUAAUUUGUAGGUCAGAUUACACAAUUUUACAGGGCCAAUUUGCAUGAUGUCGACCCAAUGCUUUGGCUUCUAUCAAAACUAAAGUUAGCAAUUUCAUCCUCAGACAGAACUAACGUUGUUGUUUUUUUUGUAGGGAUGGUUAAUGUCCCUCAUUUGACGGGAAUGGCAUUUGCACAAAUUGAAAAACGUGCCUAGAGAGGUCAACAUAAUAACACAAAUCAAGUUUGGAAUGUCAGACUUCCAUAUAAAAAAUAUUUCUAUGUUUGGGCAAACUGUUCUGUAAUUCUGUAUUGUAUAAAUUGUGUAAAAUGUUUGACUCGUACAGGUUCUGCAGUUUGUCGGGCCAACAAAGGGGGGGAGGGGUUAAAUCUCAUGAACAUUUGCCAACAGGUGUGCUCAUCUCCAAAGCCUUGUCCAGUUACUGCCUGGAAUAGAAGACUGGUAAACCAUGAUCCGUUCAGGGUGUAAUUACAAACAAACUAGUGGAAGCUGUUGACACAGCCAUGUAACAAUUUCUCACUUAACCAGCAGUCAAGUCAGUGGGGGUGGGUUUAAGAGAUCAUCCAGUUUUGAUAGUCUUGCUGUGGUGAAUAGAUUUGCACGCUUCUCUAACUGGACAGUGUAUUGAAAAAGUUAAUCUAUCCCAAUUGUAAUUUCUGUUCCUGGCACCAACAUAUGGUGAACAGAUUAUCAAGUUUUGCACCAUUGGCAUGCUUUGGUUUUAUUUUUCUUUCCAUUUUAAGAUACAUUUUGAACAUGUACAGCAAUUAGUAAACUUGCAUCAAGUUUAUGAAUAAAGAAUUUUAAGAUUU